CUUUGCAUCCAUCCGUCCAUCUUUCUCCCUCUCCUCCAGUCCCACGCGGAACAUUCCCUCUCUUUGUCCAUCUCCAAUCCGCCCUUUCUAAACCUCUUCCCAUUUCCUCUCCUCCCCGCCAUCCCAUCCCCGCCGUGAGUCGUCUGCUUCUCGUCUGCUCCUCGUCGCCCGAUUCUCAAAUCCCACGGUUCUGCGACGACCAGCCCCCCUGCGCGAGCCAAUUUUCAGCGCCUCCCGACCAAGCUGCCCCGAGAGCUGCUUCAAACCAUCAGACACAAUGGCUUCGUCCACCAAGUUUUUGCGAGAGUACAAGCUCGUCGUUGUUGGCGGUGGUGGUGUCGGUAAAUCAUGCUUGACCAUCCAGUUGAUCCAGAGCCACUUCGUCGACGAGUAUGAUCCUACAAUCGAAGAUUCGUACCGAAAGCAGUGCGUCAUUGACGACGAGGUCGCUCUUCUCGACGUCCUCGAUACCGCCGGCCAGGAGGAGUACAGCGCUAUGCGAGAGCAGUACAUGCGAACCGGCGAGGGCUUCCUGCUAGUAUACUCCAUCACUUCCCGACAGAGCUUCGAGGAAAUCACCACUUUCCAGCAACAAAUCCUGCGAGUCAAGGACAAGGACUACUUCCCCAUGGUCGUUGUCGGCAACAAGUGCGAUCUGGAGAACGAGCGAGAAGUUACGCGACAAGAGGGUGAGGCGCUCGCAAGAUCUUUCGGCUGCAAGUUCAUUGAGACUUCCGCCAAGUCCCGAAUUAAUGUCGACAAGGCUUUCUACGACAUCGUGCGAGAGAUUCGGAGGUACAACCGUGAGAUGCAGGGCUACUCAACUGGGAGCGGCGGCACUUCCGGCGGAAACGGCCCCCCUAAGCCUCUCGACAUCGAUGAUGGUGACCAACAGGCUGGAUGCUGCGCCAAAUGUGUGGUUAUGUAAUGGAAAGAUCGUGCGUGAACGGAGAAGAGGCGGGGGAAGAUUUCGCAUUUGAAGGCGUGGCGAGACGUGACGAAGACGACUGGUGAGCGGAUGGUCCGUCAUGUCCCGGGCUCCAUUAAUCGCACGCCAUGU
Messenger RNA from Ilyonectria robusta, 1060 nucleotides. RefSeq names its product ras-like protein. Gene Ontology annotation, biological process: signal transduction. Lineage: Eukaryota; Fungi; Ascomycota; Sordariomycetes; Hypocreales; Nectriaceae. Gene Ontology annotation, molecular function: GTP binding; GDP binding; GTPase activity. The transcript has 4 exons. Gene Ontology annotation, cellular component: plasma membrane. The record is from RefSeq and is a predicted model, not a curated record. Bases 278 to 928 code for a protein of 216 amino acids.